CACAAACAUGAAAUUCACAUUUCACCAACUUAGGUGGGAGUGGCUUCUCUUGUAACCACAUAACUCACUUCCUUAAAUUCCCUCGCAAUUUCUUUUUUAAAAAUUGAGACAUCUUCACUUUGCAUGUUCCAAAACCUGUCAAUAUAGAAAUAUCCGAAACAAAGUAGUUGUGUUGCCUGUUCUUGUCUUGUCUCUUAGUUCAAAAGAAAAACAUGUACAUACAAGGUACGAAGAAGAGAGUUGUGGAGAAGAGCAAGAGCGUUAGGGAGAAAGAGACGAAGCAAAGCUCGAAUUUCUUCACUAAACACUUGAAGAGAAUCUACCCCAUCGCCCUCCAACGAAGCACUUCCUCUUCUUUCUCCCUCUCCUCCAUCUCCCUGUCGCUUUCUCAGAACUCCAACGAUUCCUUCGGUGCCACUGAUUCUAAUUCCACGUUGGAGCAGAAGAUCUCUCUCGCCCUCGGCCUCAUCUCUAACUCUCCGCAAAGAAGAGAAACGCCGUAUCUUCCCCGAAACGUUCCACAGCAACACCAAGAACAGCUUCAAUCUCUGGAUUCAAACAACGGUGAGCCGAGGAGGUGUAAUUGGAUUACCAAGAACAGCGACGAAGCUUACGUGAGUUUUCAUGACCAGCAAUGGGGGGUCCCUGUCUAUGAUGACAACCAGCUGUUUGAACUCCUUGCCAUGUCGGGCAUGCUUAUGGACUUCAACUGGACUGAGAUUCUCAAACGAAAAGAACUUUUUAGAGAGGCAUUUGUUGGGUUUGAUCCAAAUCUUGUGGCCAAAAUGGGAGAGAAAGAGAUAACAGAGAUUGCAUCAAACAAAGCAAUAACGUUGCAGGAGUGCAGAGUGAGAUGCAUUGUGGACAACGCCAAAUGCAUUGUCAAGGUGGCGAAGGAAUUCGGAUCAUUCAGCAGCUUCAUGUGGGGGUUCAUGGACUACAAACCAGUAAUCAACAGGUUCAAGUAUCCGAGGAACGUACCGCUUAGAACACCGAAAGCAGAGAUAAUAAGCAAAGAUUUGAUCAAACGAGGAUUCAGAUUCGUCGGUCCGGUGAUCGUAUAUUCGUUCAUGCAAGCCGCAGGGCUAACGAUAGAUCAUCUCGUCGAUUGUUUUAGGCAUGGUGAGUGUGUUAGCCUCGCCGAGAGACCUUGGAGGCAUAUAUAAACUAAUUAAAACCAUAUAUCCCUUCAUAUAUACAUAUAUAUAUUGUCCCGUUUUGGAAUGUAUUUGUUAUAUAUGUUCACCUUUUCGGUUGUUCCUCUUCCUAUUGGACUUUGAUAAAAUGAAGUCAUGUAUCUUACUUUUCCUUGAGUAUA
Molecule: messenger RNA, 1318 nt
Organism: Tarenaya hassleriana
Lineage: Eukaryota; Viridiplantae; Streptophyta; Magnoliopsida; Brassicales; Cleomaceae
Product: DNA-3-methyladenine glycosylase
Exons: 5
Coding region: 213-1166 (317 amino acids)
Biological process (GO): base-excision repair
Molecular function (GO): DNA-3-methyladenine glycosylase activity
Source: RefSeq, a predicted model, not a curated record